This is a messenger RNA of Macrosiphum euphorbiae (potato aphid), 933 nucleotides long. Lineage: Eukaryota; Metazoa; Arthropoda; Insecta; Hemiptera; Aphididae. The record is from the annotation of a GenBank genome assembly.
AUGCCGGAAUAUCACGUGAUACCGAACGAAGAAGAAGUGAAGAGAUUAAAGAAAGAGUACGGUUUAACAAAAGAUCAAAUCACUAAAGAUGUAGCCACGGUCAGAAGCUGGAUGCUAACACAACCGCAUUUACCCAAGUUUCCAGAAUCUAAAAAUGAUGAAAUAGAUUUUUGGAUCGAAGGAUUUUUACGGCUGACGAAAAAUAAUCUGGAAAAAACCAAACUAGGGGUGGAAAGCCAUUUUCGCUUGAAAACGUUGUUUCCACAAGUCUAUGAUGUGUGUGAUCUACCAAAUUAUGUGGAAAGUGAUUUGUUUGAAUAUUUGACCAUGGUCAUGAUGCCCAAACACACUCCGGACGGACUUAAGAUAAUGUACUACAACUUCAACGAUAAGAAUUCGCAUUUGUUUCGUCCGAUCGAGAUAUAUAAGAGAAUGCGCUUGAUGUUGGAUAUCUAUCAGAAGAAAGGUAUCGAUUUUACCGGUAUACACGUUUUGAUCGACACGAGGCACAUUACCUUGUCACACAUAAGUCAGUUUGACUUGUUCCAGCUGAAAAAUCUCAUUAAACACGCACAGAAAGCGUAUCCGUUGCGUCUGAAACACACUCAUAUUUUGUUCCCGCCGAGUUUUAUUGACGUAGCCAAAAACAUCUUAAAACCGUUUGUGUCGAAAAAAAUGUUUGCCAGAUUAUCAUUCCACAAGAACCUCGAAAGUCUAUGGGAACACAUACCAAGAGAUGUACUUCCCAUCGAAUACGGAGGAUAUAAUGGAAAUUUGGACGUGAUCAGAGAGGAAUGGAAAACAUUGAUAUUGAAGAACAACGAUUGGUUUUUGUCCAACGUAAGUUAUAAAUCAGAUGAGUCGAAAAGACUGAAAAAGAAAAAAUCGUUUUCAUACGAUAAAAUGUCGUUUAAGACUUUGAUUUUGGACUAA